GUCCGGCUCCGAUCUUUUACACAUCUCUCCCUUGCUCUGAUCGAUGUAUGGUCAAAUUUCAAAAAGCACACAAUAAAGCAAAGCAAGGUGCCACGUAGUUUGAUGCACUCGUCGCAGGUCGCAUCCAGCAAUGCUUAACAGCUUCACACGUCGAACCUCAGAAAUUCUGCGGAUAUUUUGGCCUAGUGCUUUGAUCAUCAGCAUUUUAUUGAACAUUCUUACUAUGUUGCGCUUGCAACCUGCGUCGCUUGAUGAUAGGCAGUACUCUUAUAUUGGCGAGGAUUAUCCAACAGAAUUACCCCUCCGCCUGGACACUGUUGCAUUGAAAUUCAACAGUUCGGACCAUUAUGGUACAUCAGACGAGAGGGCCUGGUCGGAAUGGAAAUCGCUUGAUCGUUUUCCACACGGUCACGGAUUUGUACGGCUGGGACCAGAUGGACGGCUAUUUGGGAUAUCCAUGUUUCACCAAAUUCACUGCCUGCAAAUGAUCCGGCUAGCCCUCAUUUUUGGGCCCAACGGGCACAGUGGUCAUUGCAUGAAUAUAUUGCGGCAAGGCAUUCUUUGCAAUGCUGAUAUUACUCUCGAUCCACUUGUCACCGACCCUGAUGGAUCGAUGACAGGCACAGAUGGUUUGAACGUGACACAUGUUUGUCGGGACUGGUCGCAGCUUUAUGACUAUAUCAUAGAAAAUCAGAAUGGUCCCUUGUGGUGGGAAGAGCAACAAGAGCAACAGAUGGCAUUGCAGAAAGGGACCUAGGUGUAGGAGUGGAGUACUAGCUACACAACACCGUAGGUUAG
Messenger RNA from Suillus subalutaceus, 798 nucleotides. RefSeq lists its product as uncharacterized. Bases 131 to 757 code for a protein of 208 amino acids. Gene Ontology annotation, biological process: mycotoxin biosynthetic process. Lineage: Eukaryota; Fungi; Basidiomycota; Agaricomycetes; Boletales; Suillaceae. The record is from RefSeq and is a predicted model, not a curated record. The transcript has 4 exons.